AUGGAAGACCAGGUGCUGCGGCUGGCCGACAAGGUCUGGGACAAGUACCAGGCCCUGCCCGACGGGCAGCGACUGCUCAUUGGCAUCGCCGGCAUCCCGGGCUCAGGCAAGACGACGCUCGCGCAAAUCAUAUCGUCCCGCAUCAACGCGCGCGCCUCAUCCUCAUCCUCCAGCGCCUCCUCGUCCUCGUCCUCGUCCUCCUCGGUCGCGCCCCUUCCCCCCGCGACGUACGUGCCCAUGGACGGCUUCCACCUAACGCGCGCGACCCUCUCCUCCAUGCCGGACCCCACGCACGCGCACGCCCGGCGCGGCGCCGCCUUCACCUUCGACGCGCCCAAGUUCCUGGCCCUCGUGCAGCGGCUGCGCGCCAGCCCGCCGCCCGCGUCGCCCAUCCUCGCGCCGUCCUUUGACCACGCCGUCAAGGACCCGCGCGACGACGACAUCCCCGUGCUGGCGUCGCACCGCGUCGUCGUCCUCGAGGGCAACUACUUGGCCCUCGACGAGCCCGUCUGGCGCGACGCCGCCGCCCUGCUCGACGAGCUGUGGUUCGUCGAUGUCGACUUCCAGGUCGCGCGCAGGCGCCUGCGCCAGAGGCACGUCCGCGCCGGCAUCGCCCGCGACCUCGACGAGGGGGACCGCCGCGCUACCGAGAACGACCUCGUCAAUGGGGAGCAGAUUGUCAGCCACAGGUUAAAGGUCGAUGAGGAGGUGGAAAGCAAGGAGGACGGCGCGUGGGUACAUGAGUGA
Messenger RNA from Purpureocillium lilacinum, 747 nucleotides. NCBI's taxonomy places the organism in Eukaryota, Fungi, Ascomycota, Sordariomycetes, Hypocreales, Ophiocordycipitaceae. The record is from RefSeq and is a predicted model, not a curated record.